Messenger RNA from Phyllopteryx taeniolatus (common seadragon), 1315 nucleotides. Its product is annotated as receptor expression-enhancing protein 6-like. The transcript has 5 exons. Bases 125 to 808 code for a protein of 227 amino acids. The record is from RefSeq and is a predicted model, not a curated record. Lineage: Eukaryota; Metazoa; Chordata; Actinopteri; Syngnathiformes; Syngnathidae.
UCAUCUUUGUUUCGGUCCAAUGAGGGACCUGCUUUGAUCCCAUUCGACUCCCCCCCCCGCGUGCGGCAGGUGUACACUGAGAAUUGAAUCUCUUGCUCGUCUUCCUCAAGACCUGAUCGAGGACAUGGGCCUGCUCGGCUUCCUGUCUGCGGCCAAAGAGCGAGCCGAAAAGUUCCUCAACGAGAAGAACGUCGUCACCGACUUCCUGGGGAAGGUCGAGGAGAAGACCGGAGUCAAGAAGAAGAUCCUCGCAGCCGGUGCCGUCUCAGUGACAGGAUUCUACCUGGUCUACGGUUACGGCGCCUCCCUGCUCUGCAACCUGAUUGGUUUCGCCUACCCGGCGUACUACUCAGUCAAAGCCAUCGAGAGUCCCAGCAAAGAAGAUGACACAAAAUGGCUGACCUACUGGGUGGUCUACGGAGUCUUCAGUCUGGGGGAGUUCUUUUCCGACAUUUUCCUCUACUGGUUCCCCUUCUACUACGCCUUUAAGGUAACCUCCUCACCUCCUUUACCUCCAACAUGCUGCACUUUUCUUCCGGUCUUGUCUUUGCCCGCAGUGUUUGUUCCUGUUGUGGUGCAUGGCCCCCGUGGCCUGGAACGGAUCCCAGGUCCUCUACAACCGAGUAGUCCGACCUGUUUUCCUCCGUCACGAAGCCACCGUGGACAACAUGUUUUGUCCACCCUGGUGAAGAGCAAAGCAUUGGUGUCGCUCGAAGCUAAAAGUCUGCCGAGUGCAUCUGGAGAAAGCUCGGCGGGAAGAAAAAAUGCAUCUCCUCCGACCGAAGAGCAAGCGCCUUUCCUGGGCUAACCAGCAGGUAAGCUAGCAGUUCGCAUGCUAGCAUGCUCGGCUCCCUGACCCUUUCACAAUACUAAGUUCCCUUUAAUUGUGCCCCACCCACUCAUUGUUCUAUCCACGCAUGCCCCACCCACUCCUGUAGCAUAUUCGCACCAGUCAUUUGAAAUUGCCCCGUUGUAUGUAUUUCCAUCUUUGCCGUAUGUUAGCAUAACAGCUGUUAGCAUGUUUGCAUUUGAGCUAUCCUCUUUCGAGAUGAUAUGCAACCGCAGGAGGAAAUGUCAAAUCCUCAUCAAUCUGCCUCAGCGCUUUCUGUAGCUUAGCAUUUGAGCAACAGUUGCCGUUUUGAAAUUGUCCCGUUGUCUUCAUAUUAUUUGAGCGCCGAGAGGAGGAGGAGGGGCCUGAUCCAAAGGAGGAGGAGCUACUUGUCACACCUUUUCCUUCUGCUGUUCCUUUUUUUUUUUGUCUUUCUACUAACAGAAGUGACACAAACUUUAACAUUUUCCCUAUCAAUUAAAAUGC